AUGAGCAUAGAAAACAAAGUACAAGAGGAAAGUAGAGAAAACAUAGAAGAAAAAAAUACGAGUAUAAACGAUAAUACUGUAGUUACAGAUGGUAAUAUCUCCCAAGAAAAGCUGAAAAAUACUCAAGUCUGCAGCAAUAAUGAAAAAUCGAAUAGUAAUACUACUGAUUGCGUAACUAAAGAUGAUCAAAAGGUUGAAGGUAAAGACGCAGUAGAGGAUGGUCAAAAUCCACAGAAAAAUACAAUUAGCGAAAAGAGUAAUAACACUAAUCAAAUAGAGAAAGAGCAAAAUAAAAAUACGACGACACCAAAUACUGGAAAUAAAAAGGGUAAUAAUAAUAAGAAUAAUGGAUUUCAUAAAAAGAAUAGCAAAGAAUCAAAUAAAAACACUUUGAAGAAAAAGGACACCGAAAAUAAUAAUAAAAACAGUUUAUUAAAUGACGAGAAAAAGGAUGGUGUUGUAGGAAACAAAAACAAUGAAAAUAAUACGAAGAAAAAUAAAAAAGUAAAUAAAAAAAAGGGAAAACUCAAUAAUGCAAAUAAUGAACAAUUAAAGAAAGAUAUUGAUGCUGCUAAAGGUAGUGUAAAUAUUAUUACCAAAGUGACAGACAAUAAUGAUACCCGUAUUAAUAGCAAUGAAAAUGAAACGAUCACAACGGCAAUUAGUAUUGAAAGUAACGAUAUCGAAGGAAAGAAUAUUGGGAAAAAAGGUUUAAAAAAAUAUAGUAAAGCACAAGUUAGCAAGAAUCCUUCAACUAGUGAUUUUAAUACAUGGACACAACAAACACCAGGUGGAAAGAAAAAAAAAGGAUUAAAUGUGAAUGAAAAAACGAAAGACAAAAAAGUAAAUCUUAAGAAAAAUAAGAACACCAAUUUUAAUAAUAGCACUAAUCAGAAAGUUUAUAAUAUGAAAAAUGCCAAUUUAAAUAAAGAUGGUUUUAACUAUGCACCUUCAAGCAUUUUAGCUAAUAAUUUUAAUGCAAAUAAUCAAAUGAUUAAUAGUUAUUAUAUGGAUGUAAUAAAUAAUCCGAUGGAAAAUAACUUUAUGCAAAUGCCCAAUGGUGAAGAUAGUAAAUGUAAUUAUGAUAAAAGCAAACAUGCAUAUUUAAAUUAUAUGUACAAUCCUUUAGAUGCUUAUAAUUUAAAUAAAUGCUACUAUUUUCAAUAUCCCGAUGCACCAUUCAACAAUAUGAAUAAUAUUGGAUACUAUGGAAACGAUCCACAAAGAAACAUUUUAAUGGAGAAUAUGAUGAAGCUACAAGGAAUAUACAAUAUGAAUGGUAUGCCUUACAAUAAUUAUAUGAAUAACAUGAACCAGGCUAACAAUUACAACGGAAACAAGAAUACUGGACAUAAUGCUAUAGGGAAAAAUAAUAAAAAUGCAUACAAACAAAAUUUUUUAAAUUCGCGAUUAAAUAAGCAUACAUCCUAUGAUAGUGGGAAAAAAAUGCAUAAAGACAAUUCAGAUUUACCACAAAAUAAAAAAGAAAAAUCAAAUAAUGAAACUUGCAUAGAUCAAGAAAAUACUGAAAAAGAACAAAACGAUUUAAAUAAAAAUACUACUAAGACUAAGAAAAAAUAUCCAAAAAAUAAUGGUCCCAUGAAAUCUUAUCAUAUGAACAAUCCUGAUUAUAGAAAUAACAGUGGAAUAGAGAUGCAAUUAAAUAAUUUAAAUGGACUAUGGAAUAUGAAAAUGAAUCGAAACGAUCUAAGUUAUAUGUUUCCUUAUCAAAACAUUGCAUACCCAAAUAAUCCAUAUCUUGAUAUUGCAAAUAUGGGAGCCAACUUUUAUAGCAAGUAUAAUACCCAUCAAACACCUAAGGCAAAAAAUGAAAAUAAGAACAAAAACUUUGCAGCAAAUCGUAACAUAGGUGAAAAAUAUAUUAUGAAUAAACAAAAUAAUGGGGCAUUUAAUGAAAAGGGAAAAAAUGAUCAACAAGAAAUAUCUACUGAGAAAGGGAAGAUUCAAAAUUUAGAAGUUAAUAAAGAAAUACACAAGUUUAUAGAUUAUUGUGUAAAAAAUUAUGGCAAUAAGUAUUUGAUGAAUGUUUUAAAUGAAUUUUCACCAAAUAAUAUGAAUGAUAAUAGUGAAGAGCUUAGUAACAUUUUUAAAAUUAAUAUUAACUCUGAAAAUUUAAAUGCUAUUGCAUCUAUAGAAAAGGAUGAAAAAGACAAGUUUCCAUUUUUAAGUAAUGAUAAUAAUAUGGAUAAAGAGGUCGAAAAAAAUAUUGAAGAAAUUUUCGAUGAAUCAAGCAAAAAUAUUAUGGAAGACUAUGAUAAGUUUAACAAAUUAUUGAAUGAAAAUAAGAACGAUCAAUCCAAAGAGGAAAAUCAAAACAAUAGCAAUGCAGAGGAUACCAAGGAGAAUCAAGAAAAUAAUAACAAAAUGGAUACAGAAAAAAUUGGAAAUGAAACUAAAGUAGAUGAAUCAUGUGAAAAUAACAUGUUUGAAGAAAAUAGCAAAAUGAAUAUUACCAUACCUCCUGGUUUAGGUUUACCAGAUAUAAACAGAGCUUUACUUCAUGGUGCAUAUUUAGAUAAUAUAACUGUUGUAAGAAAAUGUUUAGAAAAAGUUGCUGACAUUAAUUAUUAUGAUAAAAUUGGUAGACGAGCUUUACAUUAUGCAUGUGCAGGUGGAUAUUAUGAUAUUUGUGAAUUGCUAAUAAAAAAUGGAGCUAAAGUAAAUGUAUCUGAUUAUAAAAAUUGGACUCCAUUACAUAUUGCAGUAACAAAAAUGCAUAAAGAUAUUACCGAAUUAUUAUUAAAAAAUAAUGCAAAUAUACAUGCUUUAUUACCCCAUUCAUUAUCUCCAAAUAGAGGAAAAACAACAACUAGCAUGUGUAUACAUUUUGCCGCUAUCAAAGGAAAUAAAGAUAUUACAAAACUUUUACUUAAAUAUGGGGCAAAGAUAAAUGAUACCGAUUUAUCAAAUAGAACAGCUUUACAUUAUGCUGCUUAUAGAAAUAAUUCAGAUUAUUUAAAAUUUUUAAUUUAUGAUGAAAAGGCAGAUAUAAAUAUAUUUGAUGUACAUAACCGAUUACCAAUACAUUCAGCCUGUUUAGGAGGAGUUUUAGAAAAUGUUAAAAUUUUAGCUAAAAAUAAAAGUUUUAUUCAAAAAAAAGAUAUAUAUAAUAUGAGUCCUUUAGAUAUAGCACGAAUCAAAAAAUUUAAAGAUAUUAAAAAUUUCUUAACCAAAUAUAUAAAUGAAAAUUUUAAUCCAAAUGGUUUGUUAACUGCAGAAAAUGAGACAAUGGAUCCAAAUAUAGCUGAUAAUGUUGAUGAGAAAAAAGAGAGUGUAGAAAUAAAUGAGUCUGAAAAUAAUAAGAAUGAACAAAACGAAUCUAUAGAAUCAUUGAAAAAUGAAAAUGCCGAUAAAAAGGAUACUGAAGAAGGAACAAAAAAUGCUCAAAUAGAUGCAAUAAAUUCAUUAGAAAUGGUUGAUGAAAACAAAAUGGAUCCUAAAGAAUUAUAUAAUGAUAAUAAAAUGAUAAAAGACAUUUUAACAACAACUAUUAGUACUAUUUUGAAAGAACGAAACAAAGAUCAAAUUAAGAGAGUUGUUGAUGCAUUAGGUGUUUAUAUUUCAUUAAGUUUGUUAGAAAAAACAAUUUUGAUACAAAAUUAUGGAGGUAUUGAAUUAGCUAAUAAGCAAGGGAAAAGAACAACAGGCGGGAUAUUUUUCUAUUUAAUAAAAUAUAUGUACAAAAAUGAUAUUAUAUCCAAGUUUAAAUAUGAUUAUAUUGUUGAGGAGGAAAAGGAGAAAAAAAAAACAUACAGAAAAUUAAAGAAGAAAAUAUUACAGGAAGAAGAAAAUGCGAAAGAAAAUAGAAAAGCAAAUAUUUCCGAACAUAAUAAUCUUAAUGUGAAGAAAAAUCAAAAAGAAUUUAACAAAAAUAAUGAAAAUGCAUCUACAAGCAUGAAAAAAAAACAAAACAAGAAAAACAGCUCUGUACAAAAUGGGAAAAAAAAAGGUAUUUUGAAGAAAAAUUCAAAUAAGGGCCAAGAAAAUGCUAAUAAGAAUUCUUCUAAGCUUAGAGAAAUGAGUGAAAAAAACGAUAAAAACGUCACUGAAGGAAAAAAUAACACACAAACUCAAAACGAUAAUAAUAAAUUGACAUCAAAAGACGGCGCCACAUUAAUUACUACUACCACUAGUAAUAGCAAUAAUGAUAACAACAACGGCAAAUUUAACUUAAGCAAUUAUAAUUACACACUGAAACAAAACAAAGAGCCCAAAACGACGUUGCGUAAUAAUCAAAACAAAUUGAAUGAAUCUGAUGAAAAAAAUGAAUCAGAGGUACCAAAUACUAAAAAUUCAACCGUUUUAAAUGACGCACCAAUUAACGAAAACGAGGAUAAAAAGAAAAAGAAAAACAGUAAAAAGAAAAAAAAUAAUAAAAAGAAAAAGAGUCAACAAGCCACAAAUUUAAAUAAUAACAGCAUAAACAAUAAUACUAAUAACAUUGCAAAAGGACAUAUGGAACCCCAUUAUGCACACUUUGCUCAAAAUUCAUAUUAUAAUUUUAGAGAUUUUCAUGGAAUGCAAAAUCCAUCAAAAAAAUUUUAUCACAUAAAUAAUACUGGAAAUAAAAAUUAUGCCUUUAACCAUAAUAACAAUUUUACUAGUGGUAAAAAUAUUAAAAAAACAAAUAAUUUUAACAAGGAUGUUAUGCAUUAUCAGAACAAUUUAAUUUCUUAUAUAUCAAGUUUGCAAAAUGCUGUAUAUGAUUAUAUGGGAAACGACAAAUACAGCUAUAAUAAUUAUUUAAACAAUCGAAAUAUGCAUUUAAUGAACAACCCAUACAAGCUUUAUGGAAAUAAUAAUCCUAAAAUCAUCUAA
This is a messenger RNA of Plasmodium vinckei vinckei, 4839 nucleotides long. RefSeq names its product PHAX domain-containing protein, putative. The record is from RefSeq and is a predicted model, not a curated record. The transcript has a single exon. Gene Ontology annotation, biological process: RNA processing. Lineage: Eukaryota; Apicomplexa; Aconoidasida; Haemosporida; Plasmodiidae. The coding region runs from base 1 to 4839 and encodes 1612 amino acids. Gene Ontology annotation, molecular function: RNA nuclease activity; RNA binding; protein binding.